Molecule: messenger RNA, 2802 nt
Organism: Haliotis rubra (blacklip abalone)
Lineage: Eukaryota; Metazoa; Mollusca; Gastropoda; Lepetellida; Haliotidae
Product: complement C3-like
Exons: 21
Coding region: 640-2802 (720 amino acids)
Molecular function (GO): endopeptidase inhibitor activity
Source: RefSeq, a predicted model, not a curated record
UCCAGAAUACACAGUAUCCCACGUGAACACCGUCCCGGCCCUUCGUGUUGUCAAGAUGGGGGGUGCGAAAGUUUUCUUCGUACUGUGCGUUCUCGGAUACACUGGAAUAGCCAGGGCGUUUGUUGGAGUUAUUGCCCCUGGAAAGAUUCGCCUUGGAACGAAUCAGACCAUAUUUAUUCUUGGACUCGGUCUGAAUGAUAACGAACUGGAAUAUAGGGUGAAACUGAAUCCCGGAAGCGCUACACAUACGUUCUACAGCCGCACACACAGAAUUCAGAAUGGCGUCUUAACGCCAAUCCACAUCAUGGUCGAUACUAGCCACAUCGUCCCCGCGACGUCAAAUGAGGUAACUCUCAUUGUCAGGUCCACGCGACGAGGAGGAUUUGACAGAGAAGUUGAAAUCGAGAUUGACAGAAGUCCUGGCUAUUUGUUCGUUCAGGUGGAUAAACCCAUCUACACCUCCAGACAAAAAGUAAAGUACCGAGUGAUGGCAGUGGACGAGGACCUGAGAUGGGCGCCUUGGCAGGUUCAAGUCAGUCUUCAGAAUCCCCGAGGUCACCUGAUAGACAGAGUGAUGACCAAUCCCUUUGAAGCUUUCACUGGUUCGGAAUUCCCCUUGUCCAAAAACCCAAUGAAGGAAUGUGGAAAAUAAGGGCUUCUUACACAAAUUUUUCUACUGUAUCUGAAGCUACGUUUGAAGUGAAAGAUUAUGUUUUGCCUCGGUUCGGAGUUCGAGUGAAGUCGAACCAGACAAGCAUGGUUUGGGACAACACCACGCCUCUCCUGUUGUCUAUAAAAGCAGAAUACAUGUAUGGCAAACCCGCUCGUGGACGAGUGUCAAUGUCACUUGUGGCCCGACUGCUUAAUUUGGAGCUUGUUAUUAAAAAUAAUCUUCAGCAUCAGCUGAAUGCAUCUGGACAGGCCGACGUCAGCAUUGAUGACAAUGACAUGAAAGAUACAUUGAGUAGUCUAACAAAUGAACUAUUCACCAUCUACGUAAAGAUCAACGUGACGGAAGAAGGUACCAACAACGUCGUGCGGGAGGAGUAUUUAGUAGCCACCAUGGCACCGUACCCUUACAAGCUUACUGUCGUUAACGAAAGGAAAUACUACCAACCCGGCCUUCCAUACACGUUUGAGGUGGAAGUUACAAACAUCGAUGGUAGCAUUGCCAAAAACGUGCCGGUAGUCGUCGUUAAGACGCCAGGGGAAGAGACGACAACGUUGACGUCAGAUAACAGAGGCAGAGCGAGUCGCACCUACAUCGCCCCCGAGAGCGGCGACAUGGUCUUUCGGUACCAACCGGAAGGUCACCCCUUGGAUGAACGAACACUGAGGGUCAAACCCGUGAGGUCAUCAAACAGCCAACAUAUUGUCAUUGAAGUAGCAGAAAAACCGCCGGUUAAUCGCGACUUGCCUGUCCAUGUAAGGUAUCAAGGAUCUCCCGGCCUCUAUUUCAUCAUGGUGUCUUCUCGUGGUCAGGUGGUAUUCAGAGAAAGUUAUACUUCCGGUACGAACGGCCAUGACAUUAGAACAAUCCCGAGACGGUUUCUGAAAGACAUGGUACCAAGUGCCCGGAUCAUUGUGUUUUAUGUUGCAUCCGAUCACGUGGUGGCUGACUCCAAGCACCUUCUUAUGAAGACUUCUUGUAGAGAGGAACUAAGGAUUCGCAUAGUUGGGAACAAAGAUUCCUACAUACCCAAAGAAACUGGUCAGAUAAACUUGUCUGGCGGGGCGAACAUGCGCAUUGGACUGGUGGCAGUGGACAAAGCCGUCUACGCGCUAAAAUUUGAGAAAUCCUUGACAAGAAAAAAGAUGUUUGAUGAUCUUGACCGUCAUGACUUCGGAUCUGGAUCCGGAUCCGCAGUGAAUAGUUUUAAGAUUUUUGAGGCUGCAGGGUUCAAGCUGAUGUAUGGGGAACGCACAGGGACGUAUGUGCCUCUGUUAGAGCACAGCCUUUCCGUUGCAAGAGUUGGAUCAGGACUCUCAACGGAUGCUGCUGACAGUGCUUUGAUGGAAGAUCCCAUUCUGAGGUCCUUCUUUCCGGAGUCCUGGCUCUUUGAAGAAGAUACUCUGGAUGCCAAUGGUAAUUUAGUCCGCGAUGUGAAAUACCCCGACUCCAUCACAACCUGGAUCAUGCAAGCAGUGGGCGUGUCUCAAGAACAGGGGAUUUGCAUCUCGAACGCCGCACGAGUCAUAGUUUCACAGAACUUCUUUCUUGAUAUUCACCUUCCCUUCAAGGCCGUGAAGCUUGAGGAGGUCAGGGUUAAUGUGACGGUUUCAAGUUACAUCGGCUACGAUACAAUGGUAACAUUAUCAGCAACUGCUGACGGGCUUUGUAUGCUGGACUCUGAAGGGGAUGAACUCACAAUUCCAUCUUUCCAAGUGCCAAAUGGACAAAAGAGAACCAAAUCAUUCUCCGUACUCCCGGUGCGGCCAGGGACAUAUGCCAUCCGAGUAGAGGCUAUCACUGCCAGCAGAGUUGACAGAGACGUAGUUGAGCGACAUCUGGUGGUGGUUAGUGAAGGCGAACCAAAUAAGAAAACAAUAACCUUCAACCUUGACCCCAACGGUAAACCCAGGAGGGAUGUCACACUAACACACCAUCACGCUACCGCCUCCAAACCGAUCAAUUUCCAUGACACAAUUGUCAGCAUGACGUUCGCCACGUCGAUGGUAAACUCGCACACAGCCAUCAGCUCUGUGAAGCGAAAAUCGGGACUCAUCCGUGAAGAGGACAUGAUUCAACUGACGCUUCCACUGACGCUGAGUCCAUCUCACAUGCUGUCUUGCCCACUGUAG